This is a messenger RNA of Lottia gigantea (owl limpet), 195 nucleotides long. RefSeq lists its product as hypothetical. The transcript has a single exon. The annotation marks the transcript as partial. The record is from RefSeq and is a predicted model, not a curated record. Lineage: Eukaryota; Metazoa; Mollusca; Gastropoda; Lottiidae.
CAUUUCUAUAAAAACUAUGACACAUUUCAUUUCUAUAAAAACUAUGACACAUUUUAUUUCUAUAAAAACUAUGACACAUUUUAUUUCUAUAGAAACUAUGACACAUUUUAUUUCUAUAUAAACUAUAAUACAUUUCAUUACUAUAAAAAAAACUAUGACACAUUUCAUUUCUAUAAAGACUAUGUUACAUUUCAU